Molecule: messenger RNA, 1285 nt
Organism: Quercus robur (English oak)
Lineage: Eukaryota; Viridiplantae; Streptophyta; Magnoliopsida; Fagales; Fagaceae
Exons: 3
Coding region: 181-1182 (333 amino acids)
Source: RefSeq, a predicted model, not a curated record
GUCGUUCGUCCACACUUGGACAAGUUUUUCUUGGACCGGAUAGAAGUGGUUCGCACCUUUCCAGGAAGGACUUUCCACGACUUAGUUACCCUUAGUCGUCUAGCUACUUGGGGACUUGGUCCAGUCCCAACUGCUGAGAACUUAAGUCACGAAGAGCUCACUCGUCGAAGGAUAAGCACGAUGAGGGAAAACAAAGAGAAAACAGUGGCUAGCGGGGACGAGGAUGCUGCUGCCCCUACUGUCAAAGUGGCUUCCGUCCAGGCUGGGAAGAGGAAGUCUAAACCAAUCUUAAGUACUGUGGACCUGGACGACCUUCCCAGUCGUCGUGGCCACAAGAAGCAAAAGUCAAGUAAGACUUCCCUUCCCAAGGUUCCUAAGUUCGUACCACCAACAGUGAAUUUGGACGAACCUGUGGUGGACGUGGAGCCCGUCCAAACAGUUCAUCCUGUCCAGUCUGAUCCUCCCCCUCCUCCCAAAGCUUCUCAUAAGCCAAGCCCUUCAGAGUCCUCUGAUCGUCCACCUAAUUUGGUUCUGGACGAGGGUUAUGCAUGGAGGACGUUCAAAGGAAUCGUCACUGAUCAUGAAGUUAACGAAUGUUACAACAUGUCAGUGAAGGAGUUUGAACGCUCUGGCAUCCAUGACCUUUUCAAGGCUAUGUCAAAGUUUUAUAUAGCAACCUGUCAAGCCAAGGAGCUUGCUUCAGAUGCUAAGACGGCCAAGGAGAAGGUUAAGGAGCUGAGCCAUGAGAUUUUAUCCAAGAAGGGGGAGGUCAUUAGGUUGACCGAGGACUUUAAUCGUCUGCUGGGAAGCGAGACGAAGCUGAAGAACGACGUGGAGGAGCUCAAAGCUGACAAUUUAGAGAAGGAUACCCGCAUCGUCCAUCUCGAAGGACAAGUUUCAGAGCUUACCUCGUCUUUGGAGAAGGCACGUGAAGAGGCAAUUGCUGCCUUUAAGAAGUCUGACGAGUAUAAGAAUCGUCUAGACAGUCAUUAUGCAGCUGGCUAUGAAGACUUCCGUGCUGAUGCCAAAGAGGCAUAUCCUGAUUUGGACUUCAACUCCUUCAAGCUUCCUCUUGCUACAGAGAGUUCCGUGUUGCAGACGAGUUCCGAGGACGUCAACAUCAUGGACGACGCUAACACUGAAGUCACUCAGGACGACCCUAAGGCGAGCUUGCCCAAGUGAAAUCUGUUUCCUUAGAAAAUCUACUUUUAUUUGCCUUUUCAUGGAAGUGCCCGUUGUUUUGGGCCUUUUCUUUUUCUUAUAUUUUAAAUCUCAUGCAAGUACA